AUGGUUAAAAUAAUAAUAAUAAUAAUAAUAGAUUUUUUACAUUGCAGCUUUGGUAAUUCCUUUGAGAGCAAAGGAGUUGUGAACAUUUGUGUUACAAAAGGUACUAAGGAUGGGAAAAGGAGAAAAGCACAAGUUAGGUACAUCCAAAAAGUGCUCUGCAUACACAAGCUUGUAGGUUACUGUAUUUCAAACCUGAAUGAGGGCAAUUCUUUCUCAGCAGGAACCAUCUUGAAAUUGGCAGAGCUUCAUGGCAUUCCUCCCCUCAGUGGAGUGGAAAAGCAAGAACAAACAAUGCUGUCAAAAGUGCUAUAA
This is a messenger RNA of Podarcis lilfordi (Lilford's wall lizard), 312 nucleotides long. The record is from the annotation of a GenBank genome assembly. NCBI's taxonomy places the organism in Eukaryota, Metazoa, Chordata, Lepidosauria, Squamata, Lacertidae.